AUGUUUGUGGAAACGCUGAAUGGAUUGAAGGCUUCGGGAAGGCCGCUGAUGGUCCACCUGUGGCGCAAAUAUGUGCUUGUGCCUAUCGGGACGCUGCUGAUGAUGCUGCUUUUGUAUGGCAUCAACGAGAUAAUCAAAAAGACGACGGUUAAUUUCCCAGCAUCGGUGUGCUUGAUGCUGCUUAUGUAUGGUGGGCUGAGUCUGAACUCGUGGCUUUUCGGCGAGCAUCGCACUGAUAUCUUUUUAAAAUACGUGGAUAUUCCGUGUGGAUUUGCGCUUCGAUGGAUGAAUUUGUACUUCACGCCUCCCUUUGUGACGCUUGUUCUAUCAGAUAAGGUGAGUGUGGCGGAGGCGUUCACCAUCAUGGCGGUGUAUAUUGUGGGUUACAUCUUCACGUUUGGGUUCAUGGCCUAUUUUACGUGGGGGUUGCAACUUUUGCUUGGCACGUACAAGCUUCACGCGAAACAGGACGAAAAAGACGAAGAGAGCCAGAUCCCGGAGUCGAGCGAGCAGGAUGAGGUGAACGACAACGCUAGCAAGCAGUCUUCGAAUACUAUAAAGGAAGAGACUACGUGGGAGGACAAAGUGCGGGACUUUGUGCUUGAGUGGAUCGAUUUCUUCAUCUACGGUCUUCUCUUCAUUGCUGGCAUCCCCGUCUAUUUCGUCACGGGCUACGAGAUGCCUGUGCAGCUAGCUACUGCGGUGUUGCUAUUUAAGGCGUGCUUGUUCAUCCCGGCCAAGCUUCGCCGCGUCCUACAUCCGAUCUUGAUCAGUUUUGCUCUUUGUUUGCUGGUGUAUUACAUUCUUUCGCUAAUCAAAGGCCAAAACUAUUUUACUUGCAUCAGACAUUACAGAACGGGACGGACCUACUUGACGCUGUUUGACAGUGAGGCGUACCCGGAGUGGCCGGGCGCAGGCGACUUUCUGCUCUCGCUGAUGGACAUCUCCAUUGUAUCGCUUUCUCUGUCAAUGUACAAAUAUCGAGGCGAUUUAAAGCGUCAUUUUGCCUCGGUGCUCCCUCCAAUCAUCUUGUGCGCAUUUAUGUCAUUUUUCAUAUACCCCCCGGUGUGCUAUCGGUUGGGCAUCUCUCCGGCCCGGUCGCUGGGUUUUACGGGCCGGUCUGUGACGACGGCGCUCGGGAUACCACUGGUGACUGCUUUGGGAGGAUCCACGCAGCUCAUGGCGGUGACCACGAUCAUCAGUGGAAUAUUGGGGGUGCUGGUGGGCGAUUUUUUAGUUUUCAAAGUGUUCCGCGUGCGUAAGCACGACUUUGUGAGCCGCGGUGUUUCGUUUGGUUUGAAUUGUGGAGCCGUGUCGACGUACUACCUAACCGUGGUAGACCCGCCAGCAGGAGCGAUGAGCGCAUUGUGUUUUACCUUUUUCGGAACGCUGAUGGUCAUUCUGAGUGCGAUCGACCCCCUGGUUAGAAUCGCGCAGAAGCUUGUUGGAUGGUGA
Molecule: messenger RNA, 1455 nt
Organism: Ogataea parapolymorpha DL-1
Lineage: Eukaryota; Fungi; Ascomycota; Pichiomycetes; Pichiales; Pichiaceae
Exons: 1
Coding region: 1-1455 (484 amino acids)
Source: RefSeq, a predicted model, not a curated record